ACGAUGGACGGUGGGCGGCGAAUGCUCGCCUCACUCGCCCGGCGGGCCCUGCGCCCUCAACGAACAGCCCAGACACCAUGGCCGCACUCCAGACUGCCUCCCGCGCUCCCCAUCUCCACGACGCUCGCCCGCGCUCUGUCAGCCUCCGCCAUCGCGCGCCAGCCGCGCGCACCGCCCUCGUCCAACGGCUCAGGCGCGCCGCCGCCUCCUUCGACACCCGCACGGCCCUCUGUACCCGCGGAGUACCCACACGUUCUGGCGCUGCCCAUCGCGCGGCGGCCCCUCUUUCCCGGUUUCUACAAGGCAGUCGUCAUCCGCAACCCCGGCGUCGUCGCGGCCAUCAAGGACAUGAUGGCGCGCGGGCAGCCUUACCUCGGCGCUUUUCUCCUCAAGGACUCGGCGGCGGACGCGGACGUGAUCGAGUCGCUCGACCAGGUGCACGACGUCGGUGUGUUUGCGCAGAUCACGAGCGUGUUCGCUCCGGCGCAGGGGCAACAGGGCAAGGACGGCGAAGAGGAGGGCCUCACGGCUGUUCUCUACCCGCACAGGAGGAUACGGAUUACCAGUCUCGUCAAGGGUGUCGCUCAGGUUGAGGAUGCGCCGGACGCUAAGCUGGAGGGCGUAGACACGGUCACGGUUGACGCUGUUACGGAUGCUGCAGCGGCGGAGAAGCCUUCGGAGGCGCCUGCGACGGCGACGGCGACCGAGGAGGCCGUCACCUCGCAGGACGCAUCGGGCCAGGAGACUACCCAGGACGCCAUCCCGACGCCGCCAGCCAGCGAGGCCGGUGAUGAUUCUCAGCCCCCGCCUGCCUCCGCGCACACGGCCUUCCUCCACUCGCACGCCGUCUCGGUCGUUGCAGUGGAGAAUGUCACUACGGCGCCGUACGACAAGGAUGCACCUGCCCUCCGCGCUCUCAUGGCCGAGAUCGUCAGCGUCUUCAAGGAUAUUGCGCAGCUUAACGCACUGUUCCGUGAUCAGGUCGCCAAUUGGAGCGUCAACCAGGUUGCUGCCAACGUCUUUGACGAGCCGGACAAGCUUGCGGACUUCGCCGCUGCCGUGAGCGCGGGCGAGGUAUCUGAGCUCCAGGCUGUACUCGAGGCGACGGAUGUGCAGACACGGUUACAGCAGGCGCUGCUGGUGCUGAAGAAGGAGCUCAUCAAUGCGGAAUUGCAGUCCAAACUUGCCCGUGACGUCGACUCCAAGAUCGCGAAGCGCCAGCGCGAGUACUAUCUCAUGGAGCAACUCAAGGGCAUCAAGAAGGAGCUCGGCAUGGAGUCUGACGGCAAGGACAAGCUCAUCGAGAAGUUCAAGGAGCGCGCAGCGCAGCUGAAGAUGCCUGAAGGCGUUCGUAAAGUCUUCGACGAAGAACUCUCCAAGCUCGCGUCCCUCGAGCCCGCGGCUAGUGAAGCGAACGUGACGCGCAACUACCUCGAGUGGCUUACGCAGAUCCCAUGGGGCAAGCAUUCGAAGGAGAACUACAGCAUCGCGCAUGCGACGAAGGUGCUCGAUGAGGAUCAUUAUGGCCUGCAGGACGUGAAGGACCGCAUCCUCGAGUUCAUUGCCGUGGGCAAGCUUAGGGGUACGGUGGGAGUCGCUGCUGGUACGAACAAGACUGGCACGGGCAAGAUCAUCUGCCUUGUGGGCCCGCCUGGUGUUGGCAAGACCUCGAUCGGCAAGAGCAUCGCGCGCGCUUUGGAUCGGCAGUUCUUCAGGUUCUCCGUCGGUGGUCUUACGGACGUUGCGGAGAUCAAGGGUCACCGCCGCACCUACGUGGGCGCCCUGCCAGGCAAGAUCAUCCAGGCCCUUCGCCGCGUGGGCACGGAGAAUCCGCUUGUGCUCAUCGACGAGGUGGACAAGGUCGGCCGCGGCAUCAACGGCGACCCGAGCAGUGCGCUGCUCGAGAUGCUCGACCCGGAGCAGAACUCAGGGUUCAUGGACCAUUACAUGGACGUCCCCGUCGACCUCUCGCGCGUCCUCUUCGUGUGCACGGCCAACACGCUCGAUACGAUCCCGGCUCCUCUGCUCGACCGUAUGGAGGUGAUGGAGGUCUCGGGCUACGUGCUCGAGGAGAAGAUGGUCAUUGCAUCGCGGUACCUCGCCCCGCAGGCAAAGGAGGGCGCGGGCCUGAAGGACGCGGACGUGGAGCUCGAGGAGAACGCGGUGGACCGGCUGAUCAAGUACUACUGCCGCGAGAGUGGGGUGCGCAAUCUGAAGAAGCAUGUGGAGAAGAUCUUCCGCAAGGCGGCGCUCAAGAUCGUGCAGGACCUCGGUGAGGAGGGACUCCCGGAGCCGGGCACGAAGCCGGCAAAGGCGGACGCGCGCGCUUCUUCGGCGGCGGAUGAGCGUUUGGUUGAAGCUGUCCAGGACAACGAGCCCGCAUCUGCGUCUGAGGCCGCACAGGCCGGUGAGGACGAGGCAGCGAGGAAGGCGCGCGUAGCGGGUGCCUCUGCUAUCCCGAAAAACGCUGCCCUCAAGACUGACGCCAACGAGCGCGUGAAGGAGGCCGUCCAGGACGACGAGCUGGCGUCCGCAUCUGUCGAGAAGCAGGCGGGCGAGGACGAGGCGGCGCGGUCAGCGCGCGUUGCGGGUGCAGAGACGGACCCGGCGGCGCCGCAGAGCAGCUUCGACCCCGCGUCAGCGAAAACCGGUUUCGACUCGGCCGCGGCGGCGAAGGACGGCGAGGACAGCACGGUCGCGUCGACUGAGCCGGCGUCGAAUGCGCCAGGUGCGCCGGCUGAGGAUCCGGAGAAGGAGGUAACGACGGUCGAGCGCGCGCCGAUGAAGGUGCCGGACUAUGUGCAUGUGCGGAUUACGGCGGAUAACCUGAAGGACUAUGUCGGGCCGCCCGUUUACCAGAAGGACCGCAUGUAUGCUCGUCAACCGCCUCCAGGUGUGAGCACCGGUCUCGGCUACCUCGGUAAUGGGUCUGGCGCUGUAAUGCCCAUCGAGGCGAUCAGCAUGCCCGGCAAGGGUGGUCUCCAGCUCACCGGCAAGCUCGGCGAGGUCAUCCGCGAGAGCGCGCAAAUUGGCCUGAGCUGGGUGAAGGCACACGCGUACGAGCUCGGGCUCACCGACGCGCGCGGCUUCACGGCGAGUGCGUUCGAGGAGGCGGAGGACGAUGCGGCGAAGGCGGAGCCCCGGCGCGGGGAGCCUUUCCUGACCGACCGCGACAUGCACCUGCAUAUGCCCGAGGGCAGCAUUGGCAAGGAAGGCCCGAGCGCGGGCACGGCGAUCCUGACGGCGCUGGUCAGCUUGUUGACAAGGACGCGGGUGAACCCUGAUAUUGCUAUGACGGGUGAAAUCUCGCUUGUGGGCCAGGUUCUGCCUGUUGGUGGCUUGAAGGAGAAGAUCCUGGCGGCGCACCGUGCGGGGAUCAAGACUAUCAUCGCGCCUGCGGCUAACCGCUCUGACAUCGAGGACAAGGUCCCCGAGAGCGUCAAGACCGGCAUAAGGUUCGUGUACGUCGAGGACGUGCGCGAGGUGCUCGAGGAGGUCUUCCGCGGCGAGAAGAUUGUCGAUGUCUGGAGGGAACGCAUGCCGUGGUAGAUGGGGAUCGACGGGCUGGAGACAUCUAAUGUGCGCGCCUAGCGCGCUCGAUGUGGCAUGGGUAGAGCAGGGACGGCGCGGGCGGAUGCCUUACGAGGCGUCCUCGCCCGAGGUGCUGCAGGGUCCCUUGAAGCCCGCCGCGUAGUGUGGCUACAGUAGAGCUUAGUAUGUUAUCGCGUACUCACUGUAUAUUACGAUCAGCAAGACUCGUUAUCGCAACUCUCUUUUCUAA
Schizophyllum commune H4-8 is the source of this 3781-nucleotide messenger RNA. RefSeq names its product ATP-dependent protease La. Gene Ontology annotation, cellular component: mitochondrial matrix. The record is from RefSeq and is a predicted model, not a curated record. The transcript has 14 exons. Gene Ontology annotation, biological process: protein catabolic process; mitochondrion organization; protein quality control for misfolded or incompletely synthesized proteins. NCBI's taxonomy places the organism in Eukaryota, Fungi, Basidiomycota, Agaricomycetes, Agaricales, Schizophyllaceae. Gene Ontology annotation, molecular function: ATP binding; ATP hydrolysis activity; serine-type endopeptidase activity. Bases 4 to 3549 code for a protein of 1181 amino acids.